GACCCGGAAUGCUUCUCUUCGUGGAGUGAGAUAAAAGCGGCCUCGCAGCUCCACCGCUACAUCGCACCGACGAAAACUCACAAUGCUCUUUCGCUCUCUCUCUGUAAUUCUCCUUGCCGCUCUUGCUCUCGCCAACCCUCUUGUUGGUCGUAGCGAAGUCACUGCACUCCAAAAGGCUUUUACUGGCUUAACCAAUACGUUCUCUGCCGUACGUGACGCUUGCAGCGUUUUCGCUACGAACGUCGAUAAUGCCCACGCGGAGGACAUUUUCAGCCUCAUGGGAACUCUGGACUCGCUGCUCAUAAACGCGUCCAAAGUUGUACCGGAUGUCUUGGACGGAGAGUGGAUCUGUGAUGGGUACAGGAGUAGCUUGAGCCUGGAUCAUCAGGUGGCAGAUGCAUUCAUGGCCCGGAAGGAUGAUUUCCAGACCGUCGGCUUGGUGAAUGACACUUGCCUCAUUUUUCAGGAAACUAUGGCGGAUACUAGCUUAUUGGAGGGGAAGCUCUUGAAUGCGACUCCGGAUUCAUGGAAGGCGUGUGUUCAGAGAUAUCAAGGAAUCUCUCGAAAUAUUUCCUCUGCUGUCCUGAAAGCGUACAGUUGCGGUAGUCAGGAGUAGAGGCUUAUUUAAGAUGGGUUCGAGGACUUAUUUCCAUAAGAGGCGCAUGCGAACGGGUACGGGGUACUCUGGAACGGCAAAACACUGACGCUUCUUCUAUACAAAUGAAUACAUCG
Desarmillaria tabescens is the source of this 732-nucleotide messenger RNA. RefSeq lists its product as uncharacterized. The transcript has 4 exons. The record is from RefSeq and is a predicted model, not a curated record. Lineage: Eukaryota; Fungi; Basidiomycota; Agaricomycetes; Agaricales; Physalacriaceae. Bases 83 to 616 code for a protein of 177 amino acids.